GCAACUAGAUUUCUUCCCCCUGUUCCGUAAAGUCCCGCUCUUUUCCUUUCUCUAUCUUCAUCACCAGCUUCUGUAAAUCCCCCAAGUCUAUCUGAGAUUCAAAGAGGAAAGGAGAAAAAAAAAUGCAGGAGCAGACAACUAGCUCUUUACCCGCAAGCUCUAUGCCAUCAAGCAGCGAGAGAUCAUCAAGCUCUGCUCCUCAUUUGGAGAUCAAAGAAGGAAUUGAAAGCGAUGAGGAGAUACGGAGAGUUCCGGAGUUUGGAGGAGAAGGUACAGGAAAGGAAAUCUCCGGACGGGAAUCUGGAUCGGGGACCGGUCAGGACCAGACACAGAUAACGGUCGGAGGAGGAGAGGGUCAAAGGAAGCGAGGGAGGACUCCGGCUGAGAAAGAGACCAAGCGGCUUAAGAGGUUGUUGAGGAACAGAGUUUCAGCACAGCAAGCAAGAGAAAGGAAAAAAGCUUACUUGGGUGAGUUGGAAAACAGAGUGAAAGACUUGGAGAACAGAAACUCUGAACUUGAAGAGAGACUCUCUACUUUGCAGAACGAGAACCAGAUGCUUAGACAAAUCCUGAAGAACACAACAGGAAACAAGAGAGGAGGCGGUGGUUCUAAUGCUGAUGCAAGCCUUUGACAUCCUCGUUCUUGUGCUAUUUAUGUUGAUAAAUUUUACAGGGAAUUGUACUAAUAAAUAUUUACAUUACAUGGUAUGAGACUUGCGAGUUCUCUUGUAGUAGUUUUUUUUUUUUUUUCAUCAACGUUCUUUUAGUAGUCUUUAGAUUUUCAUUUUCUUACUAAGUUUUUCUUUGUUUGGCUAA
This is a messenger RNA of Raphanus sativus (radish), 816 nucleotides long. RefSeq names its product transcription factor HY5. Gene Ontology annotation, molecular function: DNA-binding transcription factor activity, RNA polymerase II-specific. The record is from RefSeq and is a predicted model, not a curated record. The transcript has 4 exons. Gene Ontology annotation, biological process: response to red light; red or far-red light signaling pathway; positive regulation of transcription by RNA polymerase II. Lineage: Eukaryota; Viridiplantae; Streptophyta; Magnoliopsida; Brassicales; Brassicaceae. The coding region runs from base 123 to 632 and encodes 169 amino acids. Gene Ontology annotation, cellular component: nucleus.